This is a messenger RNA of Panonychus citri (citrus red mite), 2830 nucleotides long. RefSeq names its product nephrin-like. Bases 368 to 2830 code for a protein of 820 amino acids. Lineage: Eukaryota; Metazoa; Arthropoda; Arachnida; Trombidiformes; Tetranychidae. The transcript is spliced from 14 exons. The record is from RefSeq and is a predicted model, not a curated record.
UUCUUCACACUCGAAGUACAGUUUGAACAGUUCUAAAUGGAAAGUUGUUCUUGUCAUGGUGAAAACAGUUAAUUCAUAUAAAUUAUUGACAAAACUUUAUUAUCCAAUUUUAACUGUGUGUCUUAAUGUGGUGUUUUUCUUGCUCUUUGUUGCCAAAUGCUCAUCAACAUUGAUUAUUAAUUAAAGUUAAACUUUGAUGAUAAGAAAAAAAAAGUUGAUUAACAAAACUUAAUCAAGAGUAUAAAAAAAAACAAGAUAGAAAAACAAUUUAACAACAACAAAAAAAAAUCAAAUUUCAACAAAAAGUUUCUCAAAAAACAGUCAAAAAAAAAGCGAUUACAAAACAAAUUUUAAUCAAUUGAAGACAAUGUUAGUUAAAACUAAUUGUAACCAUCAUAUUGAUUGUUACAAAAUGUUUAAUUACUCAAUAGGAUAUUGGAUUAGUGCAAUUAUUUGUUUAACAGCAACAGUUACCUGUGCCUAUGAAGUAACACCAUUUACAGAUCAACCUUUCGCAUCACUUAGCUACACUGCCGUUGUCCGUGGUAAGGCCGCUUUACCGUGUCAUGUGACGACAUCGACACCCGAUGAUUCAGUAGCACUCAUCUUGUGGUAUAAAGAUGAUGCCUUAGCACCAAUAUAUACAUUGGAUGCUCGAAAAGGUACAUUGGAUCAAGCACGAACUUUGACCGCGCCUGUACUUCAAGGUCGAGCCUUUUUUAACCUUCAUAAUCGACCUGCUUUUUUAAAGAUUGAUCCAGUUCGUUUAUCCGAUUCUGGUGAAUAUCGAUGUCGAGUUGACUUCAAAAAAGCUCGGACAAUCAAUACUGUAAUUAGUUUAAAAGUAAUCGUUCCACCGGAAGAGCCUACAAUAUCAAUCACUGAUGAUAUUAAUCUUAAAGGUUUAAUUGGACCUUAUAAUGAAGGGGAUACACUUAAACUCAUUUGCACAACAAUUGGAGGUAAACCUCGACCAUCGUUGACCUGGUGGCGUGAUAAUUUAUUAAUAGAUGACACAUUUGAAUAUACAGACAAAGAAGUGACCACAAAUCAGCUGACGAUAUCAUCUUUAUCAAGACAUCAUCUUUUAUCAAAAUUAACCUGUCAAGCGGUCAACAAUAAUAUGACCAUACCCUUGGCUACAUCAAUAACCUUAGAGCUCAAUUUGAAACCAACCGAAGUGCAUAUUACUCAAUUAUCACCGAUUCUGGUUUCCCUGAAAGAGGCAACAUUUGAAUGUAAAACAAUAGGAUCAAGACCAAAGCCAAACAUUUAUUGGCUUUUUGAUGGUAAAAAACAUUCAACUGGAGUAUCAGGAGAUCAAGUGGUUACCAGUCGGAUAACAAUUAACGUAAAUAAAUCACAUAACGGUGCAAUGUUAUCAUGUAUUUCAGAAAAUCCUAAAAUAUUAAACUCCCAGAUAACUGAUCAGUUACAAUUAGAUAUUCAAUAUAAACCUCAAGUUAGACUUGAAUUUGGUGCACCAACAUCAUCAUCAACAGUAAUUCAGGAAGGAAAUGAUGUUUACUUUGAUUGUAAAAUAAAUUCCAAUCCUAAACCAAUAAAAUCAGUUCAAUGGAGAUUUAAUGGCAAUCAAUUGUCACCUAAACAAGGAAUCAUUCAGAGUAAUCAAAGUUUGGUUUUGCAAAAAGUUUCUCGUCAACAAAAUGGUCUCUAUCAGUGUAUCGUUACAAAUUCCCAGGGAACUGGAAUAUCAAAUGAAAUUAAUCUCGAGAUUCGAUUUGCUCCUGUUUGCCUUUACAGUUUCAUAUUAACUUAUGGACUUGCCUUACAUGAAUCGGCUGUGCUUCGUUGUUACGUUGAAGCAAAUCCUGAGAAAGUUUCAUUCCAAUGGCGAUUCCAGGAUAAAUCUGAUCCUUUGAGCAGCUCAAUACAAUCAAAGGGAAAAUUUUCUGAUCUUAUAUAUACUGUUAAUUCAUCCGAUGAUUAUGGUAUCGUUUAUUGUAUAGCCAAAAAUGAUAUUGGAUUACAACGUAGCCCCUGUAAAUUUUUAAUUAAACCAGCAGUGCCACCAGAGUUUCCUUAUAACUGUAAAAUAGUUAAUCAAUCAGAUGAUUCACUUUUAAUAAGCUGUAUCUUCAUCGGUAAAUUAAUCACUCCAACAAUUAAUAAUAACAAUAAUGCUCAAUUUCUGGGUUCAAAUAGCCUUAAAAAUGAUGAUGCCUUAACACCGUCCUCUUUAUACUCAAACUUAUCAUCAACAACAUCAUCAUCAUCAAUAAUAACAGAAAUAACUUCAUCAUCAUCUGUAAUGGACACAAACAUAUCAUCAUCAUCAUCAUCAUCAUCAUCUGGGCAACAAUCAAAUAGUAUAACUGUUCAUCCGAGGACAAUUUAUUUUGCUGAAGUUUAUACAAAAAAUGACCAAAUCCUUGUUUCCAAUGUAACCAAUACAAAUUCAGGUUAUUAUUUUAGUGGUAAAGCUAAUGUUGGAUCAUCAUCUAGAUCAAAUGAAUUACCGUUAUCAUCAUCAACAUCAUCAUCAAUUAAUUUCCUUACCAGUUCACCUGAGCUUGGUGAUACAGCUGAUCCACUGGAAAUGAUUGAAUCAUUUUCACGGCCAAUUGAAUUUUUCAUAACCUCAUUGGAAUCAUCAACUUUAUUCAGUAUCAAUAUUUAUGCAGUUAAUUCAUUUGGCCGUAGUGAUAAGAUUACAUUGGAAGGGUCAACUUUAAGGUCAGCGGAAAAGUUGGUCGAUAGUUUUGCUGAUAUUGGAUUAGGUGAUUAUGGUUCAACCAGUGGGAUUGGAGGUGGGUCAAGUGUGGGUGUUAAUGGUUUACGUGUUGGUGGAACCACAAAUGAGGAUUAA